This is a messenger RNA of Betta splendens (Siamese fighting fish), 1677 nucleotides long. RefSeq names its product disabled homolog 1-like. NCBI's taxonomy places the organism in Eukaryota, Metazoa, Chordata, Actinopteri, Anabantiformes, Osphronemidae. The record is from RefSeq and is a predicted model, not a curated record. The coding region runs from base 220 to 1326 and encodes 368 amino acids. The transcript is spliced from 10 exons.
CAGCCUCUUCAGCCCUCCACCACAGUUCCCAUGUCUUUGAGCCUCCCAGAGGAUGUUAAUAUAUCACCAGCAGGUCUGAGGCCUGACCUUUGACUCUGAGAAGUUUCAGCUGAGCGCUGAGCCAAGCAGCCGGGCCGGAGCAGAGGCACAGUCCCAGCAGCCCAUGACGGUGCCAGCUGCUCUGCGGGAUCCUGAGGCGUGAUUUUCCAAACAGAACGCAUGGCGAUGGAGCCCGAACAAAGCGCUGGAUCCUGUCCUGCCCCGGGCCAGACUGCUGUCAGGACCCGGCUCCGCUCCAGCACCAGAGGAGCCACCAAGACGCCCGGGGAGACUGUCUCCCGUUACCAUGGAGAUGGGGUUCGCUACAAAGCUAAGCUAAUCGGUGUGGACCCGGUACCUGAAGCACAAGGAGAAAAAAUGUGCUGGGACUCCAUGAUGAAACUGAAGGGUCUUGAGGCAGCAGCGAGGAAACAGGGGAAACACAAGCAGAGAGUCUGGAUGAAAAUCUCCUCCACUGGUGUGAAAAUCGUGGAUGAGAGGACCGGGUCCAUACUUUAUGACCACGAAAGCAGCAGGAUCAGCUCUGUGACGAAAGACGAGUCGGACCCCAGAGCGCUGGCCUACGUCUACCAACACCAAGACGCCUACAGCCUCCUCUACAUCAAGACGGCCAACCUGGCAGAUCCGGUUCUGGUGGACGUCAGGCAGGUGUGUGGAGGUUUGGACCAAGAGACGCCGCAGGAACCUGCACAGGCCUCACAUCAGGGCGGCUCCUUAUUGCUGCUGAAUGAGAGCUCAGCUCCUCCACCUGAGGAAAAUGGUCUUGAGCUUGUGUUUAGUCCACGACCAAACCUUCCAUCUGAACACUCCCAGCAGGCGUCUUCUAGUGACGAGCUGAUGGACGUCUUCUCCUUCCAGGCUCAGGAGCCGCUGGCGUCCAGCCAGAGCUCGUGUUCCUCAGCUCAGCCAGAGCCUCCUCCGCUGAAGCUCUCCACAUCCCAGAUCCUCUCCAUGUUUCCUGUGCAUCCAGCUGGGCCUUCUCCCUACUCCUCCCCCCCGUACUCCCCCACAGCCUCCCCCUGGGGCCUGCAGGGGCCCCUGGCGGCCCAGUGGGCCGGUCCCGCGGCCGUGGCGCCCGGGCCCCCGCUGCCUGGCAGCGCGGCUCCGUGGGCACCAGCAGGCGCAGCGGCGCCCCCUGCAGGCGGCCACGCCCAGGCUGCUUGUCCUCAGCCAGGCAUGAUGUGGGGAGGGACCCCGCCUCCUCCAGCCGCCGCUGUCAGCAUGUACCACAGCCCCUUCAACGCCAGCCACACUCCUCACCCCUAAAGCACAAAGCGCAUCAUCAGCUUAUUAUCUGCCCUGUUCUAUCAGGACCAUUUAUGUCCUGUAACUGAGCUGUAAAACACAUCCUCUACUAAACCUUUAAAGAUUAUACCAGCUCUGAGUUCUUCCAUUAUCGUGUGUCUCUUUGCUUUUUUAAAUAUUACCACUCGCAGGUGUAGAUGGAACUUUAAAAUCUAAAUCAGUGCCUGAAAUACUGUGGCUGUUAAUGUUGCCACCACCGAAAUGAUCAAAGUACAUUAAAAAGAUUUGAUAAAUACUCACUCUGUCGUGUUUGUAUCAAGUUGACUCCAGUUUUCAUCAGAUGUCUGUAAUUCUGAGAAUUUGGGUUAUCUA